This is a messenger RNA of Selaginella moellendorffii, 2627 nucleotides long. RefSeq names its product long-chain-alcohol oxidase FAO4A. The transcript has 3 exons. Gene Ontology annotation, molecular function: long-chain-alcohol oxidase activity; flavin adenine dinucleotide binding. The coding region runs from base 5 to 2248 and encodes 747 amino acids. Lineage: Eukaryota; Viridiplantae; Streptophyta; Lycopodiopsida; Selaginellales; Selaginellaceae. The record is from RefSeq and is a predicted model, not a curated record.
UGCCAUGCAUCCGGAUCUUCAAGGCGGGCAAGCUCCAUUCGCGCACAGCUUGGAUCCGCCGCAGCUGGAGGCCGUGGCCGCGAUCUGCGACACCUUCCUCCCGGCGCUGCCAUUGCGAGCUUUGGAAUGCGAGGAGGAGGCGCAGCGAGCGUUCUUUGCGACAUCGGCGUCCGAUGCGGGGAUUCCAGCGGUGGUCGCGGGUUGGAUCUUCGAGUGCCUCGAUUCCGCGCAGCAGGCCGGGGUCUUGCGAGUCUUGUCGCUACUUUCCUCGCGGAUUGGAACGCUCAUUCUUUGUGGGAGGCACGCAUUCUCUGCCGAAUUUCCAUUUCUUCACCGAUUCGCGCGAUUGCCAGCGAGCAAUCGGGAGCGAACUCUGCGGAGCUGGUCCGGGGGUUCUAUCGCGCAGUUCCAUUCUCUCUACAAGCUCUUCAAGUGCUUCGCUAUGUUCGCGUUCUUCACAAAGGCUGAUGCCAGAGGACGUAAUGACUCUUGGAAGGCGAUUGGGUAUCCCGUCCCCGAUCCUCUCUGGAACGGCCUUAAAGACGAUGACGAUGCGAAGGUGACCGACGACAAUGAAGAGCCGCGGCCUCCACUGCGGGUCUUCGACGUGCACCAAAAUUCGGCGGCCGAGCUCGUUGACUACCUGUCGUCAUCGAAGUUUCGAGUUUCAGAAGAAGUUCGUGAUGGUGGCGAUGGUGGCAGUGGACAAGCGAUGCUAGCUAUAGACUGCGACGUGGUCGUGAUUGGAUCUGGCUGCGGCGGAGGCGUAUGUGCCGGGGUUCUUUCUCAAAAGGGAUACAAGGUGGUCGUGAUCGAGAAAGGCAAGUACUACGUCGGCGACCAGCUUUCCCUGUUGGAAGGACCGUCAAUGCGAGCAAUGUACGAAGGUGGAGGCCUCCUUACUACUGCGGAUGGCGGCAUCAACCUCAUGGCCGGAUCGACAGUGGGUGGAGGCACCGUCAUGAACUGGGCCGCCUCGUUGCGGACUCCGCAGGCUGUCCGAGAGGAGUGGUCAUCAGUGCACGGGCUAAAGCUCUUCACGUCGGAGGAAUACGAGGCCGCAAUGGACAAAGUUUGUGAAAGACUCGGGGUUGAGACUCUAGGCAACGAAGAAGAGCACGAGAGCUUCCAGAACAAAGUGCUGAGAAGCGGCUGCAAGAAGAUUGGACUCGACGUGGAGACCAUUCCCACCAAUUGCAGAGGCCGAAGGCACAAGUGUGGGCUGUGUGGAUUCGGAUGUAAGAGCAGGACUAAGCAGGGGACUCAUGAGACUUGGCUCAUGGACGCUGUGGAUGCCGGUGCCGUGAUCUUGUGUGGUUGCAACGCUGAGAGGAUUCUUCUUGAGCCAGGGGAGCUGCGCUCUGCAAAGCAGUGGAAGGCUGGAGGAGUUAUCGCAACUGGCGGUGGAAAAAGCCUCUUCAUCAGAGCCAAGGCUACAGUGACUUCGUGCGGUGCUUUAAACACGCCUGUUCUGCUACAAAAGAGUGGACUGGUAAAUCGUCAUAUCGGCUCCAAUCUCCACCUCCAUCCGAGUCAACUUCUCUGGGGCUACGUUCCUUCGGGAGAGGGUCUCCCAGCAGGUCGAAUUUCGGACGGGCCGAUCAUGUCUGCGGUCUCUAGAAUCGCUGACGCUGUUCUUGAGGUACCGGCUUUCUACCCAGGCGGCCUCGGCGUCAUGUUCCCUUGGCGAUCGGGACUGAGCUUCAAGGAGCAAAUGCUGCGCUACUCCCGCCUUGCGCACGUAGUCGUCAUCACCAGGGACCAAGGAAGCGGGACUGUCCGUCCGAGCUCGAGCUCGAGCUCCCAGCUCCCGAAGGUCACGUACACGAUAAGUGCGGAGGACGAGAAAACUCUCAAGGCCGGGGCGGAGAAGGCCAUCAGGGUGCUGAUUGCCGCUGGAGCAGUGGAGGUCGGGACCCAGCACCCGGAUGGCGAUAGCUUGGUCGUGGAGGGCUCGGACGAGAAGGCGCUGGAGAAGUUCUUGAGGGUCAUUGACUCCAAGCAGCUGACGCACGCGGCAAUGGCGACCGCGAGCGCUCACCAGAUGGGAUCGUGCCGGAUGGGGAAUGACCCGGCGAGCUCCGCUGUGGAUCCCCGAGGGGAAGCGUGGGAAUCCACGGGAUUGUUUGUGGCGGAUACGAGCGUGUUCCCCACGGCGCUGGGAGUGAACCCGAUGGUUACCGCACAGUCAGUCGCCCUGUGCAUUGCCAAAUCGGUCCAUCGUUUCCUCGAGGAAGAAAGGUUGUAGAAGUUUCUUUGUUUCUUGGCUCAAGCCGACGACUUCGCUUGUUUUAUCGUACGCCACGUGGAUUAGAGCGACUAGGCAAAACGCUGCCCUCGCCAACAAACAGAAAAUGGCGGACAUUCCCAUUGGGAAGACAGCAUUCAGUGUCGUCAUCUUCCAACGAAAGACUAACCUCACCAAGGCCAAAGGUCUUCUUUCUUAGAUCACCAGUUUCAAGGUUUAGAACAAAUGCCAUGCCAUAUCUGCCAGUUCAAUUGAGGAGCCCAAGGGAGCAUUGGCACUGCGACUUUGUGAGUACAUAAAUGAGCUGCUUGCCAUUGUUGAGUCUGCACAUCCCUAAUGCCCUUACUCAUAACUGUUAUUACUAUGGGGAGUGUCUUUA